CUUGCCCUCUUAGCCUAGCCUAGCCUAGGCCUACUAAUCUACUUCGGCCUCGGGCCUAGCCUACGACAGCCACUGUGGUCACUUUUGCUAGCGUAGCAGACGAAAUGGGAAGGCCCCACUCGUUUAUAAUUGUGCUCUUUUGGUUAAUACUGACUCCCACAUGUGGAAUUCCUAGCGGUAUCCCACAUGUGAAAUAUUUUGAAACUCUCAGUAGUGAGGACCUGACUGUCAGGCACAAAAGAUCUGACGAUGACACUGAAGCCAUCAAGUUUGUUCAUUUUGGUGCUUUCAACAAGAGCUUUCAACUGGUGUUGAAACCAGGUGCCUAUGUACUGGCCAAUGACUUUCAGGCAGUUAUUGUUCAUAAGGAUGGCAGCUCUUCCAUAUUUCACGUCGAUCAUACAAACACUUACACUGGAGUCUUGGAUGGUAAUCCAGAUGGUGAAGUCAUUGCUCACAAGGAAGGCUCAUUGUGGUCAAUCAAGAUCUUGGUUGAUGGAGAUAUCUAUGCGGUUGAGCCAGCAUGGAGGUUUGCCGAGGACUAUGGCAGCUUGGAGGAUACAAUGGUUGUGUACCGUGUCUCCGAUCUUGAUGUCAAACUGUCACAAGCUCCAUACAGCAGAGCUUGUGAUGAUGAAGAUGAUGUUGAAGAAUGCAAACAAAAUGAAAAGGAAAAUGAUGACAUCUGUGCCGAAGGUGUUGAUGACAUAAAGAGUGAAGAACGAGAGAAGAGAGAUGAAAGUAAAACCAAACCACGUACAACCUGCUUGAUUUGUGCUAUUGGAGACUAUGACUUUUUCAAAGGAUGGUGUAAAGGAUCCUACAUAAAUUGUGCCUCGACAAUAAUAGAUUUUAUUCAGUUUGCUGACACCAUAUACAGAAGGCAAAAGUUUGUGAAAAAGAAUGGAGACAUCGUCUCUGGUGUGCGUCUGCAACUAGGGAUGAUACAGAUCUACACAUCGUACAAUGACGCAGAUCCGCUUCAUAUGGAGAAAGCACACUUCAAUGAUGAAGGUAUCGCUUGGACACCUCAAGCUAAACUCAAGGCGUUAGGCAUGGCGUCUAAAAUCUCGUUGAUCAACUUCUGUUUGACUCAUCUGUUCACCUCCUAUGCCUUCUCUGGUGGGGUGAUGGGCCUGGCGUGGGUGAGCCAGUCCAGCAAUACAGGGAUCUGCGGACGCAGGGGAAGCAAUCUGGUGGCUUACAACACAGGUUGGACGUCAACCUUCACACACAUGGGAUACUCGUUGUCGUCGCUGCAUGUAAAUCUCAUCUUCACUCAUGAGCUUGGCCACAAUUUUGGCAGCACUCACGACCCAGCCACCCACGAGUGUGCCAAGUCAGCGCAGGAAGGAGGAAACUUUCUCAUGUGGGCCAUGUCUGUUGAUGGACACCACCCAAACAACUUUCAAUUUUCUCCAUGCUCUCUGAAGAUGAUUGGGAGACAGUUAGACUACAAGAUGAAGAGAUGUUUUCGUGUUCAUGCCAAGAUAAAAGCAUUUUGUGGCAAUGGCAUACUGGAAGCUCAUGAAGAAUGUGACACGGGUCAGUUUCAGCCUCAGCGACCUAACCAAUGCUGCUCGAGAAAGUGCAGGCUAAAAGGCAAUGCAAUUUGUAGUGAGAUGAACAAACAUUGCUGUGUUAACUGCCAAAUGGCUUCAAAUAACACAGUGUGCGUUGCUGAAAGCUCUGGGACCUGCAAGCAGAGCUCAGCGUGCACAGGAGUCAGCUUUGAAUGUCCCUUGCCGUUGGACUUAAAGGAUGGGACACCUUGUCUUAACAAAGGCAAGUGUUUGAAAGGGACCUGCUUGGAUUUUUGUAGCGUGGAAGGAAGGGUCGUAGGGAAACAACUGAAAAGCUGUCUUUGCUCCUCUAAUGAGGACUAUGCCUGUUUCCCGUGCUGUUUUGACAACGGCACAGAUGUGAAAGGACCCUGUGAGCCGUAUUCUCUCGAGAGGUUACAGAAUGGGAGACAAUGUUUCAAAGGCCUUUGUUUUGAGGGCAAGUGUGAAGUUGUGGUGAAGAACACGUUGGUACGACUCUACCAGUUUGUGAUCAGCAUGCAAACGUCAAAGUUCAUCCUGUUCAUGAAGAGCAACAUUGUGAUGACUGUGGUGGUCCUCACCGCCUUGUUGUGGAUCCCGGCCUCUUGGCUCAUCAGCAUACAGGAUGAAAGAGAGAGGGAAGCUUUUGAAAAUCCAGUGGGUCUUUGGAAUGUUUAUAAUGAGAGGCAGGUGUCAAGUGAGCAUUCUUUAGUGAGAAGCCCCAAGUCCUCGUCCUCGUCCUCGCCCCCGCCCUCCCACUCUCUGACUCGCUCACCGUCUCAGACUUUGUCUCUGCCUCAGUCUCCAUCUCAUGCUCAAGGUGAAAAGCAUGAUUCCUUCCGUUCUGCUCAUAGCCAAAACCGUGGCACCAUCGUUUUCAUCCUACCCUCUGACUCGGACUCGGGGGACCUGGACAAACUUGGAAAGGAGCAGGAGGCUAAAGACACCGAUUCUAGCGGUCAUGAUGAGGUCAGAGAGGAGGAAAAGACAGAUACUCAAGGAAAGGGAGCUGAGGAAGAAAAGACAGACAGGCGAGAAGAAACAAACCAACAUGAACAAAUACAUGACGAAGAAAGAACAGACAAACGAGAAAAAAUAGAUGACAGAGGAAGAACUAUGAGUGUUUACCAUGAAAGUAUAGAUGCAGAAGAAAAGACAGGUAGCCUAGAAAGAACAGAUGAUGAAGACGAAAGUGAAGACCCAAAAAAAACCUGAUGAAAAAGAAAAUGCGAAUGACGAAGAAAAUACAAAUGACACUUUGACAGCUGUUUCCCUUUGAGCUGUUUCGACUCGUGUCAGACUGUAUUGCCGAAUGAAAGUUUGGUUUAAAUGUUACUGUUACUGUUACAUUUUGAUUCAAACUCAGUGUUUUUUCUUUCAUCGGGAGAGUUUCUUUUAGUUUUGUUGGAUUGUUCUUGGUUAACCUUUUUUUCCAUUUUGGAGCAGUAACGCUUAUUUUCUGCAAUUGUAACUGAUUUAGGAAAGUCAAGAACCGUGACAUCUGUCAACCUACGAUCUUCAUAAAUAAACCUGACAAGCUGUUCAAAUGUCCUUAGCUCAGAAAGCGACAUCUAAAAAGAACCUGUUUCAUUCUUUUAAUUAUACUUACAUUAUGUAUCUUUUUUGUUGUUGCUUUUUUUCAACAUUAAGAAUUUGAAUUUCGACAGAGUAUUUCUAAAGCACACGCAAGGAUACCACAAAUUUAGAAAAUGCAAUACAUUUUUCUUUUCGAAAGUUAGGGUUAAUUAGUGCAUCUGAACAGCUGAUUGACAAUAAUCAACAUCAGCUUGCUGAGCAUUGGCUUCUGACUUGGAAGAUUACAGAUUGCAGAUUACAGAUUGCAGGCACCCUGUAUAAUAAUAUGUAAGGCAUCGUGGUCAAAUCAGGCGCCUGUCAAAAUAAUGAAAUUGAGGAUACCGUUAUUUUACCGCCAGUUUGACUAUUUUUGUCAAGUUUUGUUUUUGUUUUUUGGCUCAACAUAUUUUAUGCCCAUGUCAAAAACAAAUUUGUGUGUGAAUCUUACUGAAAAACGGUAAUUAAAGGCACAAAAAAGGUGAAUUUGUACUGUCCAAGGAUUCUCAAGCUACAGAAGCCGCCAAACUUUGUUGGCCAUUUUCUCGCAAAGUUUGCUUCUGAAACCCACCUCCUUCAUUUGCAAAUAACUCGACUUCUAUGUAAGAUAGAUGAAUAUUUAUAAAAUCAAAAUCUAGAUAAACUAACUAGAUUUAAGGUGAUACCAAUAACUCCAUAUGCCCCAAAAUUCACGAACACUUGAUUCCACCGCGCUAUGACACUUUUGUCUUGUCCUCCCGAUAUUUCUGUCCGACUUUAAACCAGUAACAUUCCUGAGUUUUAUUCAUAUCGAUUUUGUCUCAAACAACUACAUUUGUUAAAGAAUUUUCGGGAAUUUUUUCCUUUUGCUUGUUUAAAUAGUCUGACUCCCGGCACUUUUACCGUUGGCCAUUACUCUACAAGGAUUGCAAUGUUUAAUAUAGCAUCACAGAUGCAUACAUUCGGUGGUGCUACUAGUCUAGCAUCUGCGUUUGUCAGCGAUUUGGUGCAUUUUUUGGUCCACAAAUCGCGGCGCGAUUUUUUGCAUUUUUCACACAAAAAACGAACCAAAUAAAAAAAAAAAACACCUCUGGAGAAUAUUAAAUCGAAAAAAAAACUUCAGGGGAAUAAAUAUC
Molecule: messenger RNA, 4231 nt
Organism: Aplysia californica (California sea hare)
Lineage: Eukaryota; Metazoa; Mollusca; Gastropoda; Aplysiida; Aplysiidae
Product: ADAM 17-like protease
Exons: 24
Coding region: 105-2759 (884 amino acids)
Biological process (GO): Notch signaling pathway; membrane protein ectodomain proteolysis
Cellular component (GO): plasma membrane
Molecular function (GO): metalloendopeptidase activity
Source: RefSeq, a predicted model, not a curated record